AUGAGUGACGAAGCGUCGUCGGAUGCUCCAGAAGGUAUAUAUGUUUCGAAUCACGGCAAUUCCUCGGGAAGAGGUAGUCCCGUCGAAUCCUCCGAGAACAAACAUUCGAUGGAUGGAAUGAACGAGUACUUCCAGCAAGCAAUGUCCAUCUCACGUGUUGCUGAACCCGAGAACGUUGCUCGGGAUUGGCGUUGUGUGAGUGGUCCAAGUGUUCACGAUAGACUGUGUUGGGAAUGUUCAGCGUCUUCGUAUCCACCGCUUCCUGAUCCCUUGCCUGAAAAGACGACAACCAGUAAGAGAAGGAAAAGCUUGCAGAAGCGAAUCAAGAAAUUCUCGUUGCCAAAACGUGGAGCCAGUGAUUCUAAAGAACAAAAGUCUCGGAGCUGGGGAGUGUUCAAAUUGAACUGCUCCUUUGGUGGGUCCAAAAGCCCGAGUUCGGAGAAAGAGCAGGUUCAGGAUUCGUCGGCUGCAAGUGGUGUUUGUAUUUGUGCGAGUUAUCAUCGUCCUGAUGGGGAACAAGGCGAAGGGGUUUUGGCGCCCGUGAUUGACUUGUCUAAAUUUAAUCCGGAAGAAUAUCCUAUUGAAGACUGCGAUGAACGAGCGCGGAUGGAGCGUGCCCGUGAAAUCAGUGAAGGAGUUGAUCCCCCUCCUGGUUUCAUGUCACUUCCUUUCGAGUUGUUCCCGGUGGAAAGCUUCGUGUGUCCACACAAUGUUCCUCAUGAUAUGGGUUGUGCCACUGGCUACUCGACCGAGACUCGAUUGGAGUCGUUUUUCUCCUCGACGGACGGUGACUGUAUGUUGCGUCGAACAGUGCAUACGCAAGUGGACUACGUGCACUGCCUCGUGCCAGAUCUUUUGACCAUUGCAAACUGUUCAUUUUACUGGGGAAGGAUGGAUCGUUACGAAGCUGAGAAACAGUUGGACAACAAACCCGAAGGCGCUUUUCUUCUGCGGGAUUCUGCACAGGAGGAUUACUUUUUCUCGGUGAGUUUCCGUCGCUACGGAAGAUCGUUGCAUGCUCGAAUCGAGCAGUGGAACCAUAUGUUCAGCUUUGACUCGCACGAUCCGGGUGUCUUCUCAUCGCCUGCGAUCACAUCUCUGGUGGAGCACUACAAGGAUCCGACGUCGUGCAUGUUCUUUGAGCCGCUGCUCACGACACCGAUCAACCGAAACUUCCCGUUCCAACUAUCACAUCUGUGCAGAGCCGUGAUAUGUAAUAAUACCACCUACGAUGGAGUUAACCAACUCAAGUUACCGAGAGCGCUGAAGGCAUAUCUCAGGGAGUAUCAUUACAAACAAAAAGUCAGGUCAGACUCGACCGCCACGAUUCGAACGAGGAAGUUCAUGACGAACCGUCUGCUCCACCGUCUGCAAAUGAUCGUUGAUGUGAUGCACCCGGGAAGAGCGUCGGUUCCGAAAACUGAAAUACGAGAAAAACUUGCCAAGAUGUACAAGACAACGUCUGAUUUGGUAUUCUGCUUCGGGUUCCGAACCAAGUUUGGAGGCGGGAAGUCCUCGGGAUUUGCGCUCAUCUACGACACCAUGGAUUACGCGAAGAAGUUCGAACCGAAACAUCGUCUCCACGGUUUGCUGAAGAUCGAGAGAGUUGGGAGGAAGGUCAGGAAACUGAAGAAGACCCGUAUGAAGAAGUGCCGUGGGAAAUCAAAGGCUGAAGCUGGAAGUGCUGCUGCCAGUGGGGCGAAGAAGGUCAGCUGAAGAUGAAUUUUUCCGUGUCGGAGAAAGAAUGCGUUCCAGUAGGAUCAGCAUGAUGAUCACCCCGCGUUGUUGGCGAAUGUUCCAAGCACGACGAACGUUUUUUGAUAGCGUUGAGUGAUGUGAUUCGUUUCGUUGACAUCCUGAGUUUUUCCUAGCAGCGAAGUUGCCCUUCCAUUCAAAAGAUUCACAUUCGAUGCGAUUUAUAUCAACUCAGUUUGAACGAGUUUCUAAACGGCAUGUGCUCGUAGAUCUCCGGUCAUUGCAUGUUUUUAUUGGUAUAAGUUCUCGUACCUUUUGCAGAAGGGUAAAGGCCGGUGAAGGAA
Molecule: messenger RNA, 2039 nt
Organism: Notodromas monacha
Lineage: Eukaryota; Metazoa; Arthropoda; Ostracoda; Podocopida; Cyprididae
Source: the annotation of a GenBank genome assembly